This is a messenger RNA of Sinocyclocheilus rhinocerous, 3991 nucleotides long. Its product is annotated as deleted in malignant brain tumors 1 protein-like. Lineage: Eukaryota; Metazoa; Chordata; Actinopteri; Cypriniformes; Cyprinidae. The transcript has 28 exons. The coding region runs from base 26 to 3910 and encodes 1294 amino acids. The record is from RefSeq and is a predicted model, not a curated record.
AGACACACUUGAUCAGAGGAGAAAGAUGGAAGCUCUGAACAUUCUUCUCUGUCUGCUUCUAACUGCCUUUCAGCCAAAAACCACUGUGUCAUGGUCAUGGACAACAGAUUACUGGCUGUAUUCCACGGAAGAUCCUGCAUAUGCCUAUUCAUGCAGGUAUAACUGUGGAUACCACUUUGGCACUUGUUCAUGUACACACUCCUGUCAGUACUAUGGAAACUGUUGCUAUGACUUCGACAGCUACUGCUCAAUGACAACCGACUGGCCAGAUACAACAGCUUCCUCCUGCAUGUAUAACUGUGGAUACAACCUCGGCAGCUGCUCAUGCAACUACAACUGUCAUUACUAUGGCAACUGUUGCCCUGACUACGACAAUUUGCCCUCCUGCAGGUAUAACUGUGGAUACAACUUCGGCAGCUGCUCAUGUGACUACGACUGUCGUUAUUAUGGCAACUGUUGCCCUGACUAUGACAGCCACUGCUUAACGCCAACAACAACUUUCGAGAUAGAUACAACAGGAAAAGCUCCCUCCUGCAUGUAUAACUGUGGAUACUACGCUAGCAGCUGCUCAUGCACUUACAACUGUCAUUAUUAUGGGGACUGUUGCCCUGACUACGACAACUACUGCUCAUCGACAAGUGAAACUCCAGUGACCUGGGAUGAAACAACAGAAACAACAGCAGGCCCCUCCUGCAUGUAUUACUGUGGAUACCAUUUCGGCAGCUGCUCAUGCAACUACGACUGUCAGUUCUAUGGCAACUGUUGCUAUGACUUUCACUGGUAUUGCCCAUCAUACACAACAACAGAUACACACCCUGAGUGUGGAGGACACCUGUAUGGUUCUGGGCUGUUUUCCAGUCCAAACUACCCCAGCUAUUACCAUGACAAUGCCUACUGUGUGUGGCAUCUCUCUGCUCAGCAAGGACAGAGGAUCUUCCUGACAUUUGCUGAUGUGCAAUUGGAGCGCUGCUGUAACUGUGACUACAUCACAGUAUACGACGGCUCUUCCACUGGUCAUCCACAGCUGGGAAAGGUCUGCUUCAAUGACACCACACCCCAGGUGUUUCACUCUUCUUCACGAUACUUGACUGUUGUCUUCAGGAGCGACUACUCUGGUGUCAGCCAUGGUUUCAAGGCCCUUUUCACAAGCUCUCUCACUGAAGAUCAAGACAACAUGGUCAUUGUCAUUCAAAGGUCUUACCUGAACUCACUCGGGUUGAGUGCAAAUGACCUUUAUGUAGAUGACCAUCUUUGCAGACCCUCCAUUAGCAGUACUGAGGUUGUGUUCAGAUUCCCACUUGACGCAUGUGGGACCGCCAAAGAGAUGAUGAAUGGUUAUGUGUCAUACACCAACAAUGUGAGGGCCUCUCAGUCUCAGUCAGGUGAAAUCACUCGUCAGUCACAGUUCCUGCUACACGUGGGCUGCCGAAUGGAGCCGGACACCAUGGUGCAGAUAUUCUACAAGGCCAGGGAGAACAUCAAUGCCAACAUCACAGGAAUGGGCCGCUUCAAUGCCAGCAUAGCCUUCUACACCUCCAGCAGUUUCUACUAUCAAAUUUACGACUCUCCAUAUGAGGUGAACCUGAAUCAGUUUCUGUACGUUCAGGUCGAGCUAAACAGGCAUGACAACAGUCUGGAUCUCUUCCUGGACACAUGUGUAGCGUCUCCAAAUCCCAAUGACUUCAAAGAUCGCUCCUAUGACCUGCUCCGUAACGGAUGUCACAGAGACAACACAUAUUAUUCCUACACCAGCGGUCAUCACUACUACGCUCGGUUCAGAUUCCAGGCUUUCAAGUUCCUCCGGACUCAUGCCUAUGUGUACCUGCAGUGUAAGGUGAUCAUCUGCCCCAAUAACGAUUACAACUCUCGCUGCCGGCAAGGCUGCCGCUUCCGUCGCAAGAGAUCCCUUGACAGCACCUACCACACCAAUACUGUGACGCUGGGGCCAAUCAAACUCAAAGUGGAGCCAACGGAGGGAGGAGCCGUGAUGGAGGAAGGGCUGACGAGGGAGCCCGGCGGAGCCAGUGGACAGAUCGGCCACGGCGGAGAGGAGGGAGCUAGGAGCCAUGGUGGAGCCAACGUUGUAGCUAACAGUGAGUUCAGCGCAGCGUCGUCGUACGCUGUUAAAACGGCGAGCUGGCUGAACUCAACCGCAUACUCCAAGAGGGAGAGGUCCUUGCGGGCUAGGGCGCAAAAACCAUUGGGUCAUGGACAACAGUUUAUCAGUUACAUCAAAGUAUAUGAUGGUCCUUCUACCCUCCACCCAUUUCUGGGAGAAAUAAAGGAGUACAGGAACCAGUCUUUCAAAUCCAGCAACAAUGAUCUGACUGUGUUUUUCUACAGUGAUCACAGUAUAACACGUAAAGGAUUUCAUGCAACCUGGCUCUUUGUAGAAUCAUGUGGUGGCUAUAUGACAGACUGGAUGGGUGACUUGUCCAGUCCUCGGUACCCUAAUAACUACCCUGAUAACUCAUAUUGCAGAUGGACCAUUCAUAGCACAGGGAACAUGACAGUGUCACUGACCUUCACUGAUGUUGCUUUGGAAACAUGCUGUGAUUACAUCAAAGUAUAUGAUGGUCCUUCUACCCUCAACCCCUUACUGGGAGAAAUACAGGAGUACAGGAACCAGUCUUUCAAAUCCAGCAACAAUGAUCUGACUGUGCUUUUCUACAGUGGCAGUAGUGUAACACGUAGAGGAUUUCACGCAAACUGGGUCUUUGUAGUUUCUCACCCCGAGUGUGGAGGACACCUGUAUGGUUCUGGGCUGUUUUCCAGUCCAAACUACCCCAGCUAUUACCAUGACAAUGCCUACUGUGUGUGGCAUCUCUCUGCUCAGCAAGGACAGAGGAUCUUCCUGACAUUUGCUGAUGUGCAAUUGGAGCGCUGCUGUAACUGUGACUACAUCACAGUAUACGACGGCUCUUCCACUGGUCAUCCACAGCUGGGAAAGGUCUGCUUCAAUGACACCACACCCCAGGUGUUUCACUCUUCUUCACGAUACUUGACUGUUGUCUUCAGGAGCGACUACUCUGGUGUCAGCCAUGGUUUCAAGGCCCUUUUCACAAGCUCUCUGACUGCAGAUGAAGGUCAUGUGGAUUGUUCCUCAGACAAAAUGGUCAUUGACAUUCAGAGGUCUUACCUGAACUCACUCGGGUUGAGUGGAAAUUACCUUUAUGUAGAUGACCAUCUUUGCAGACCCAACAUUAGCAGUACUGAGGUUGUGUUCAGCUUCCCACUUGACGCAUGUGGGACCGCCAAAGAUAUGAUGAAUGGUUAUGUGUCCUACACCAACAAUGUGCGGGCCUCUCAGUCUCAGUCGGGUGAAAUCACUCGUCAGUCACAGUUCCUGCUACACGUGGGCUGCCGAAUGGAGCCGGACACCAUGGUGCAGAUAUUCUACAAGGCCAGGGAGAACGUCAAUGCCAACAUCACAGGAACGGGCCGCUUUAGUGCCAGCAUAGCCUUCUACACCUCCAGCAGUUUCCACCAGGAAAUUUACGACUCUCCAUAUGAGGUGAACUUGAAUCAGCUUCUGUAUGUUCAGGUCGAGCUAAACAGGCCUGACAACAGUCUGGAUCUCUUCCUGGACACUUGUGUAGCGUCUCCAAAUCCCAGUGACUUCAAAGAUCGCUCCUAUGACCUGCUCCGUAACGGAUGUCCCAGAGACAACACAUAUUAUUCCUACACCAGUGGUGAACAUUACUAUGCUCAGUUCAGUUUCCGAGCUUUCAAGUUCCUCCGGACUCAUGCCUAUGUGUUCCUGCAGUGUAAGGUGAUCAUCUGCCCCGAUAACGAUUACAACUCUCGCUGCCGGCAAGGCUGCCGCUUCCGUCGCAAGAGAUCCCUUCACAGCACCUACCACACCAAUACUGUGACGCUGGGGCCAAUCAAACUCAAAGGCAUUGUGUGAAGGAGUCUGAAAUGUCAAAGGAAUGAAGUGAUCAUCUCAAUCAUAACCUUAUUCAUUACUAUUGAUCAAUCUUUAUUAACC